Molecule: messenger RNA, 1633 nt
Organism: Exophiala xenobiotica
Lineage: Eukaryota; Fungi; Ascomycota; Eurotiomycetes; Chaetothyriales; Herpotrichiellaceae
Exons: 2
Coding region: 201-1517 (438 amino acids)
Biological process (GO): transmembrane transport
Cellular component (GO): brush border membrane
Molecular function (GO): transmembrane transporter activity
Source: RefSeq, a predicted model, not a curated record
CGUGACUCCAUCUCGCAUUUUGUUCCUGCAUUUCAAGCCCUUGUCUACGCAAGUUAUACACUUAAUCCUGUUUUAAUCUCAUUGACGAACGCGCUGGUCGCUCCGUCACAAAUAUUUCUUCACGACACCUUUCCUCGCAUUGUACAGCAUUUCUUGGGUACGCCGUCUCCUGUUAAGGACGAACAAAACAUCUGUCCAACAUGGACCCUUUACCUCCUCAACAACGAAAGAAGAUUCUCCGAGUCCUCUUCAUCUCUUUGCUUCUGGACCUUAUCUCAUUCACAUUCAUCCUCCCGCUCUUUCCCUCGCUGCUCACAUUUUAUCGCAGCCUCGAGACUCACCCGUCCUCGACCCUCAACCGCAUCCUGCAUUACCUGAACGCAUAUAAGCAAUCCUUCGCAGUCCCCAUCAACGAAAAAUAUGACAUAAUUUUGCUCGGCGGGGCACUGGGCAGCCUGUUCUCCCUCCUGCAAGCCAUCGCGUCUCCCAUCAUCGGUCGUGCCUCAGACAAGUAUGGCCGCCGAACCGCCCUGCUCGCCAGCAUGGCCGGUAACAUCGCCAGCGUUGCAUUGUGGUGUGUGGCGGUGGACUUCCGCACAUUUCUACUUUCCAGGAUAGUCGGCGGUCUGAGCGAGGGCAAUGUGCAGCUCGCUACGGCCAUAGCCACCGAUAUUAGCACAGAGGAACAGCGAGGUUCGACCAUGGCGCUGGUCGGCGCGUGCUUUAGCGUCGCCUUCACCUUCGGACCGGCACUCGGCGCGGGCCUGGCGAGCGUCACGACAGUGGCCGCCAACCCGUUCGCGACGGCCGCGGGGGUCAGCCUGCUUCUGAUCGUCCUGGAGACGGUGUAUUUGUACUACGCGCUUCCGGAAACGAGACCUCCCACGAAGGAGCCAGCUUCGGACUCGAAUUCCAAAUCGAGACCCGCAGGGAAAAUGCUGAAGCACACGAAUAAGCCCGCCUUGCUGAACGCUAUACAUUUCCUGUUCCUUCUGCCGUUUUCGGGACUCGAGUUCUCGCUACCGUUCCUGAUAACUUCUGUCCUGUAUCCGGAUCAUGCGUCGCCGUCGAAACUCAAUGGACGCCUGUUGGGCUUCGUCGGGCUGAUUGCCUCCCUGCUUCAGGGGUCGAUUGUUCGACGGUUGCCGCCAUUGACCGUGGUCCGGGUGGGCGUGGUAUCGUGUACCCUUGCUUUCUUCCUGCUGGCCAGGGUGCAGAGUACAACAGGCUUGUACGGUGCUGGCGCUUUACUUGCUGUUACCUCGGCCACGGUUGUCACGGGGUUGAACAGUCUGGGUAGUUUCGAAGCGAAGGAGAGUAAUCGAGGAGAAGUCCUCGGGUCUUUGAGAAGUUGGGGACAGUUUGGAAGAGCGCUUGGGCCGAUCGUGUUUUGUAGUUUGUUCUGGUUGGCAGGGCGGCAGACUGCGUACACUGUGGGCGGAUGUUGUAUGCUCGGUGUGACGACAACACUGUUUACGUUGUUGAAGUCGCCGAGUAUCAAGCGGGAAAAGACAUGAUCAUUUUGGCUGUUUAGAUACGUGGACAGAACAGACUACUGGCAGAUGUACAAUGCCAACUACCUUAGGUCUAGAGGUUUCGUUGAUGGGCUAGUUCGACCCUUUUUAUGUCCUUU